CUAGAAUAACCCCUACCUAGUCAUAGCGGAAGGCGUGCCUAAUGGGAACAUCUUCUGCGACCACGAAGAAAAACACAUCGGCUGGCCAAGACUUCGCUGCGACCUAUCGCCUUAUUCUUGCUGUUUAUUAAUUGUCUAGCUAGCGUCCUCGUCUACUCCCUAGCUACCUGCUUCCCAAGCGGUAAUGGCCGUGAACUCGAUAGAACCAGGACAGAUAAGCGCCAGAGUAAAGUUCGAUGAAGUGGAUUCUGUUUCCGCUGGCUCACCACCAUGUUCAAGCAUCUGCAAGACCAUUUUUCGACACAUUCAGCAGCUUGGCGAGACCAACAUCGAGGAAUAUCACGGAUAUAUUGGUGCGGAUCAGCUUCGCAAACCAUGGCGUGACCAAAUGCGGCGUCGCGCCAAGUUCAUUGCGAGGUCAGCCAAGCAGCUAGACGACCCUACGCAACUGUCAAUUCUACAGUCGGAAAUUAUGGCGCGCCUAUCGGUUGAGGUUGAAUGCAAAAAAUGUCGAGCGAGAUUUUGGCAUACCGAGCGCAGCACCCUCCCAGAGAGGCUAAGCAAUGAACAUGCCGCAGCCCUCAAGGAUCAGCAAGCAAAUCGAGCACCUUGUAUAUGUGAUGCCGGUAGUGGUAACAAAGAAGACGAUGAGCGUGGCACACGUCUGCUGUUCUUCGAAGAGACGGAUGAGGAGCCUGCCGAUGAAAAUGAACCUCACUCGCAGCCAUCGAACGCUAGAAAAACGGCGCACCAAAUUUACAACAUUCGAAUACCGAACGAGGGAUCCCUUGAAAACAACUUCUCGUAUCGGAAGUGGGUCUUUCCGUUCCUUGUCGUCGCAUCAUCCGAACCCGAGGGAGAAGAAAGCGACACAAGCAGCAGGAAAAUACCGCAUGAGACGGUGGUCAAAACGAUGCAGCUGCUGGUUUCUCAAGAGGGAUUGCGCCAGGAUGCCGGGGAGACAACAGAAUGGGAAGCCGGCCCCCUCGCCUGGGCCGUAUCUCAUCGAGGCAACCAUUGGAGUAUCUCGGCGUUUUAUAUGGAAGGCAAUGAUACAGAUGAGUGCUGCGUGCAUAUACUUCCUCUAUGGAACGGCUGCGUUCGUUCACCCAGCCACGCGCUCCAACUUUUGCUUAUUGUCGACUACAUUGUUGACUGGGCGCGCGAAAUCUACCGCGGAGCCAUCAUAAACAGCCUCACUAAAGCGUUGGAAAAUGGCCCGAAACCCAUGGUCAUGGUUCACCAGACCCGCACCUCGAGGAGGUUUUGCCAAGUUAGUCAUGGCUCUUCGGGGGCCACGAAGCACCCCAAAACAUCGACGGGUGACCCUCUUAGAAAAUACGACAGCCAGUACGGAGUCAUUCGGGAUGCUCGCUACGUGCGGUCCCUGUUCGUCGCCCUCUACGUGACGGAGGACAACUUUGAGACUCUGAUGGGCUCGAUAUCCGCCGACGAGCGAAAGUCCCUGGCCAACUCUAUUCUUAGGUGCCUGACCGAGGCUUGGCGCAUUUCGCGGGAAGGGCUGGACGCCAUUGAGAGGAUGUGGACAAACAAAAGCCGUGAGGGCGCUGACCACUACCCAAAAGACAAGGUCUUCCUCACCGUCAUGACCGUUACGGCCUACCUGACGCCCUCCUGGGAGCCGACGCGGGAGUUGGGCUACCUAGCAGUAGCUGAGUCUCUCUUUGACCGGCUGCUGGAGAUGGCGUGCCUCCAUCGCCAUCCCGGACGGGCUCCGGCCGGCUUUCCCACGGUUGAUAGGGCUGUAGCGACUUUCUUCAGCGUGCUCAAGCAGUGUACCGCGCAGGACACACUGAAGGCGUGCGUCGCCCGCGUCUGUCGCCACAGCGGGAUCGAGGCGAUGGUGUGUGGGGACCCAGAGGGGGAGAAGUCUUCCAACUGGCAGAUUUUCGUGUCCGAGAUGACAGCCGAAGGGAUGAGGCACCGGCUCGACGUUGUCAUCAAGCCCGCGUCGAUUUCGAAGGCGCGGAAUAUCGUGUUUGAUCUGUUCACGGGGCAAAUGGUUCAGGUGUCGUCAUCGUUGUUCCGCAUCUCGUCGCUCCUCGAGGAACUUCCUCGGCCGGGAGAGCCCAAGGAGUACCCCGAACCACCUGUAGGAGACGAAUCCUUGUGGGGCUCUCCGCCUGGCCUCCCGGACUUCGAGGAGAAAAAUGUCGUACUUGCCACAACGGCCGAACCGCGUAAGGCCGGAGGAGGUCGAGACGAGCUGUGCGUUUUCGUUAUGGACCCGACCGUUCUGGAAACUGGGCUGCCGCUCACGACACUUCUCGAGACACACCCAGAUUGGCAUCUGCGGGUGAAAAGGUUCCACCGGAAGCACGGCUGGGGAGCUAGAGAUGGGAACCUUGGCAACUUCAUCUGCCGAGACCACUCUAUGGAGCCCAAAUUGGCCGAGUAUCGCAAGCAUCUCGAAGGUGCUACCGAACAGGGCCAGUUACCCGGCGACGCGAGCUCGACUGGAAGCGAGGGAUUCUGGGCAGCCAAGGAAUAUACCUCCAGCAUAACCACGAUCUCUGCGGCAGGCUACAAAGCUGAUUUCAUGAGUGCUCUCUCCCUUGCGGAAGCUAUGCGGCCUGGUCACCGGCUCAACUCGAUAGUCUGGCGAAAUCCCCCCAAGAACGCCGAGACCGUGGUCAAGUGGAGAAUCACUGUGGAUUCUAACGGAAAUCCCGUCCGUCCUAGCGAUUCAGGGCCGAGCACGACGAGUAGCCAACGACGUACGUCCAACAACAUUGCCAAUGGGUCACAGCCGGCCAUUGUUGUAACAGACACCUCAUUAGUGGACGAAGCAGAAGGGGGAUUGAAGUCACUUCAAGCCGUUCCAGACAGCAAGCGGGUCAUCGAACUAGAUCCCAACUCCGAGGAGCCCGAAGCAGGGCCGUCGAAGGGCAAGCGGCCGCUUUGGAAUGGGCUACCCGAGCACGAGGCUGUAGGACCGUCCAGCAAGCGGCCGCGCCUCUCUACGUCACAGAUGCAUUCCGAUGACGCCCUCAGCGAUGUGGACUUCGAGAUGUUCAUGCAAGCUGGCGUUUUUGCUUAGUUCCUUUGAAGUUCAUAGCUUUUGGAGACGUGCCCACUUAUCGAGAUUUGUAAAGAAUAUGGCGGGGGAGCGCCAGAUGAUACACGGAUACCAUAUAGCUAUAUGUGUGAGGGUGUGAGGGUGGAUAACAAUAUAGAAAAAGAACUCUAAUAGACGUAAAAGGGUGCUAUAUCUGAACUCUUGGUUCGCAGGUGAUAGAAGUAGCGACAAAACGGGAGAAAAUCUACAAAAAGGGUUCGACUCGCAGGAAUCCAGAAACAGACAUCUGA
Phialemonium atrogriseum is the source of this 3330-nucleotide messenger RNA. RefSeq lists its product as uncharacterized. The transcript has 4 exons. Lineage: Eukaryota; Fungi; Ascomycota; Sordariomycetes; Cephalothecales; Cephalothecaceae. The record is from RefSeq and is a predicted model, not a curated record. The coding region runs from base 185 to 3061 and encodes 958 amino acids.